AUGAGACUCCUCUCGCUCGUUCUUGCUACCUUCGCUGCCACUGCUGUCCAGGCAGACAUUACGCCGUGGUGCCAUCUUCCUGGUCAGGGUUGCUACAUGCUUAAGCGCGCUGCUGAUGCCUCGGAUGAGGUCAGACGUUCAGCCAGUGCCGUCGCUGAGGCUGUUGCGGAAGCCUUCCCGCAGACUCCGUGGUGCCAUCUUCCCGGUCAGGGUUGCGCCAAGGCGAAGAGAGCCGCCGAGGCAGCUGAAGAGGUGAAGCGCUCUGCCGAUGCCUUUGCUGAAGCCAUGGCUGCUUUUGAGAAGGAAUAG
Messenger RNA from Aspergillus fischeri NRRL 181, 309 nucleotides. RefSeq names its product mating alpha-pheromone PpgA. The transcript has a single exon. Bases 1 to 309 code for a protein of 102 amino acids. NCBI's taxonomy places the organism in Eukaryota, Fungi, Ascomycota, Eurotiomycetes, Eurotiales, Aspergillaceae. The record is from RefSeq and is a predicted model, not a curated record.